This is a messenger RNA of Pomacea canaliculata, 2086 nucleotides long. RefSeq lists its product as uncharacterized. Gene Ontology annotation, biological process: carbohydrate metabolic process. NCBI's taxonomy places the organism in Eukaryota, Metazoa, Mollusca, Gastropoda, Architaenioglossa, Ampullariidae. Gene Ontology annotation, molecular function: hydrolase activity, hydrolyzing O-glycosyl compounds. Bases 327 to 1892 code for a protein of 521 amino acids. The record is from RefSeq and is a predicted model, not a curated record. The transcript has 11 exons.
UCGUCCUUCUAGAGUCAUUAACCCACUCCUUAGAAAAAUUAUCUGAGAAGACAAACAUUCUUUGAAAAUUAUUGCGAACUAUGGCGGUUACAAUACGUGUGGGUAUAGCCGUAUAUUUCUGUGUGCGUGUACAUCAUGCGUAUGUGUACGUGCAUGCAUGUGCAUAUAUAUGUAUGUGUGUGUGCAUGUGCGUGUGCAUGUCUAUUGUUCCAGAGUGAAGGUGCGCGGACACAACAUCAUAUUUAACGUGCCAGACAACAUUCCAGACUGGGUUCUGCUGCUCCGUGGACAGGAACUGAGAGACGAGUUGCAAACACGUACAGUACAUGUGUAAUAUUACUCUCGGCAAGCUGGACCACUGGGAUGUCAUGAAUGAAGAUACACAUGGUCUGUACUACCAACAGAUGCUUCAGGACCGAAACUUCACGAAGAACCUGUUCCGACAGAUGAAAAACUGUGACAACGUCACCAAACUAUAUUUUAAUGAUUACCAAGCCGUGGACAUCGGAGGAUCCACAGAGGAAUAUUAUCAGAUAAUAAAAGCAUACCUUGCUGAAGGCGUCCCUGUCGAAGGAUUAGGAACGGAGGGCCACGUUCAAACCAAUACUGCCACUGAUCCAACACUAAUUUGGAGAAGACUCGACCGUCUGGGAACGCUGGGAACAGAAAUCUUUGCGACGGAGUUCGACGUAGAAUGGCCGGAGUACGUGCAGCGCGCUGAUUGGAUAGAAGACGGCAUCCGUGCAAUGUUCAGUCAUCCCGCCAUGAAAGGUAUCAUCUACUGGAGUUUCUGGGACCAGGACACGGGAAAUGUUAACAGGGAGCUCAUUCAGGGAACCAACUUGACGAUCAUCGAGCCUGGACAGAGGUAUUUCUGUUUGUUUAAGAAAGAAUGGACAACAAAUGUUGUAAAAAACCUUGGCAGCGAUCUGAAAGUUGACUUGCGCGGUUUCCAAGGCGACUACGAAGUGACCAUAAGAAAGUCAGGAAUACCUGUGCAAGUGGAGCGUUUUAGUCUGGGUACAAGCAACCUCUCGGUCAACAUCAAGAUCACCGACAAGACAACGGCGAUAAAUACGGCGGUGGAGAAUGACUACGUACCCAGGUGUGUCAGCCAUCGUGGCCAGAAGUCUCUGGGGCUGCAGUCCACGUCAUCCACAAACAUGCAGCUCACCUGCGUCAAUGUCGAGUCCACUCCCUCUGGUGGCAACGAAGAUGACGUGGCAUCGGUCACCUGCGGAACGGACCGCGUCAUGACAGGCUGCACGAGCUACCAGAACGGUCAGCUCUGGACGAGAAAAGGAGAACAGAUUGUCAUUGAGAAUGGCGUGGCCAUGUGCAAGGCGUACAACGGUAGAAACUCCGAACAAGGUGUGACAGCAGCUGCGCGGUGCUGUAAAGUGAAUGGCCUCACCUGUGACUAUCGGAUAGCAGGUCCAUCCUCACCUUUUGACGGCGCCCAGGCCGAGGCCAUAUGCCCAACAAAUACUCAGGCUUUAGGCUGCUCCAGUUACAGUCGUUACCCAGAUAUGGAUGGGGUAUAUACUAACGUCACAAUAAACAGCUGCGUGUCACAGAGUGGAAGCCCUGUCUCCAGUAAUCCAGGUGAACGUUCAGGUUCUAGUGUUGUUGCUGCCUGUUGCUCUUCUCCUGACCUUUCAUGUACACGUGUUUCGUCACUUCCGACAACUCUUAGUGCUGGAGAUUACCAAACAGUGACCUGCCCUUCCAGUACUACCAUGGUGUCGUGCAGUUACUUCGCUCCAGAUGGCAGGUCGGGAGGAGCCAGAAUCUCUGAUUCUAAUGGUGUCGAUGAAUGCAUAGUGUACAUGGGAGACAGCUUGUCUUCAGGUUCGCGUGGGGUUACAGCCACUGCCACCUGCUGUAUGUAAACCAACCUACGUGGCGCUGACUGGUGGUCACUGUCAAAUCUACAGAUACUUGUUUUAGAAUGUGAUAAACAGAGAAAUAAACUCAGGAAACACAAUCUUUAUCUUUCUUUCUUUAGACAUGUGAGUGGUGAAGUCACGGUGUGAUGCCGACAGUGAGACGAUCACAAUGAUAAUGUCGCUACCUGACGAUUUCU